Molecule: messenger RNA, 3160 nt
Organism: Boleophthalmus pectinirostris (great blue-spotted mudskipper)
Lineage: Eukaryota; Metazoa; Chordata; Actinopteri; Gobiiformes; Gobiidae
Gene: dlgap5
Product: discs, large (Drosophila) homolog-associated protein 5
Exons: 19
Coding region: 336-3038 (900 amino acids)
Biological process (GO): signaling; kinetochore assembly; mitotic spindle organization
Cellular component (GO): cytoplasm; spindle pole centrosome; nucleus
Molecular function (GO): microtubule binding
Source: RefSeq, a predicted model, not a curated record
CUUUAGGCAUAAUUCUUGGCCUUUGAUGUAGAGCUUAUCAAAGAGGUUCUGCAUUUGGACGUUAACGUACAGAAUUAAACGCCUAUACCAUCAAAGCCCACAAGGAGGCAGUAUGCAGCCGAACUGUGUAUGAACCAAUCAGCACAACGGUUUCUUGUGACUGUUAGCCAAUCAGCGCCUUUUAAUUACAGUUUCAAAAACUCACCCGCCAUGAUUGUUUGUACUUUGGGAAGUCUGUACGCCUGUGCGUUAGGCAGCAAGUUUUGUACGGGACAUAUCAAGAUUUUUUUGGUUUGUUUUUUUAAAGAAUAAAUUGGCACACAAAGACGGUAAACAUGGCGUCUCGGUUCGCUCACCUGCGUCAGCGGGACAACAGUGUCUCAAUGUUGAGAGUCAAAAUGUCCCGAAGAAGGUCUCAGUCCCAGAAAGAGAACCGCGAGCGCAUCGUCAACAACCGCAGGCAGCUCGAUGCCCUCCAGGAGCUGGAGAUCUCAGCGCUGGAUGCUUCCGUUGCAAUGGCAAACAUGUCCGUUAUUCAAGAAAAAAAGAAAAACACUCCGCUGCCAAAAAAUGUGGCUGGGGAGGACAGACUUAAGCAGCUUCAGCGUUGGCAAGAGCGCAAGGCUCUUGAGAAAGAAAAGGAACAGAGAGAAAAAGCCCGUAAAGGAGUUUUUAAGACGGGUCUGUAUCGUCCUAAAGAUGCACUGAAUAUUGUCCCUCUGCCUCCUGUCCCAGCUGCCCCUGGGAGAUCUAAGGAGACAAAAACACAUGUAGCUCCAGCCCAGUGUACAAGAGUGACUCGAUCUAUGAGGCAGCAGCAGCCUUUGAAUAUGCAGGAUAUAAAUGCAGCUGGAAAGAAAUCUCAACCUCCCUUAGAAAGGGCUACCAGAAAUCGUGUUGCACCCAAUAAACCAGCCCAGUCUUUGUGCAAAACAAAAGUGGAGCUGGCCACACGUGGGUUGUCCACUAGAUCUGCCAACAAGCCUCCAGUUACAGCGGCUCCUGUGGUGAAAGACAAACCAAAGGACAAGUGUGCAGAUGUGAGGACAACAAGGAGUAAAGAGGUUGAAGUUGCUACACCUCUAACGGAAGAAAAGAUACGUAAUGUCAAAAAUUAUGUUCCAGAGGAGAGCAUUUCUAAACCUGAAAUUGAGAAAGAGCAGAGACAAGAAUGUCCCAGGCCCACACUCCAGACUGAUGAAGAGGAGAUGGUGGUGGAUCAGACAGUCCCUGCGCCUGCUCUUGAUAAUGAGGACCCAAAGUCUUUGCCCAAAGCACCCUCUUUUGCCCCUGAAGGAUUCCUGUUCCAAGCUCCUAAUGGUCUGUCAUCCAUUAAGUUUGAGCCUCUGACCCCUCGCUCAGCAGACGCCUUUCUUACACCAAGCUCCAGCUUUACUCUUCCUCCUGCUCCAACAUUUGAUGAGCCUAAAUCUGAGAAGAGCAAGGUGUCACCUCCAAAAUCCCCUCGCCGAUCACCUCUUUCAGGCCCCACCACAGUAGCUGACACUCAAGUAGAAGAGGAAACAAAGCAUGAUGUGCCAUAUUUCAGAUCAGAAAUUACCAAUGAAACAAAUAGACUGACAGGUCUCUGCACACACUGGGAGUCUAAAGUGGAAGAUGAGUCAAUACCAGAAGAAAUGAGGGACCGUAUGCGUACAGCUGUUGGCCAGGCAAGACUGCUGAUGAAGGAGCGUUUUAAGCAGUUCAGUGGUCUGGUGGACGACUGUGACUUCGGCCGAGGCGAGAAAAUCACAACAUGCACUGAUCUGCAAGGCUUCUGGGACAUGGUGUAUUUCCAGGUUGAAGAUGUAAACAAAAAGUUUGAUGCUCUCAAAGAGGCAGAAGUCCACAGCUGGGUGGAGGAACACAAACCAGUGCCUCGACAGAGAAAAGUAGUAAAGAAACCUGCAGCUGCACCAGUCCCCUCCAAGCCUGCUGGAACAAAGGCAGCUGCAAAGUCUCGUCUGGCUGCAGCAAAAGCAGCAAUGAAAGCCCGACAGCAGGCGGCAGAGUCCGAGAGGACCCAGAGCACAGAGCAGACCUCAGACACCCAGUCAGAGGCCCAGAGCACAGACACUGUGGUUUUCAAAGGAGGCUCCUUUCAAGAUGCAAGCCCAGCCAAACUAUCAGGUUCAGUGAGAAGGUCUAGCCGCCUCAAUGCUGCGGUUCUGCCCCAACCUUCUCCAUCCUCAAACUGUCUCACACCCAGGAGAGUAACUCGACGUUCCCUAGUGUUGGCACAGACCCCUGGUCAAACUAGAACAAUGCAGCAACCCAUGACUACUCCCCCUGCCCCAUAUCCUGUUACCAAAACUCCAGCACCAGUGGAACAGUCUCUGCCUGUCACUCCUCAGCCACAGAGCACAGUCAGUGUGUGUCUGUGUUUUUCUUCUGUAAAAGAAGUGUCUUCAGACCCUAUAGAACAAUCCAAAGACCUGGUUUCUGAAGGUGGACACCCCAUACCCUCCAUUACUGUUGAAGAGCAAGAAGGUCUGGCUGAACACUUGACAUCUGAGUUAAUUCAGGGUCCACAGCUUCCACAUUCUUCUUGUAAAAGCCCAGUUGAAUGUGCAGCCCCAAUGCCGACAUCCCUGAGUUUUACUCUAUCCCCUUGCACUGCCCAGCUGUCCUCCCCGGCAGUGAGCUGCACCCCACGAGCUGUGCAAAACCUCUUAAACACACAGGAUUCUGUGGCAGUCACACCAGACAGUUCAGUUACUGAGGACAUCGGUGUCGAUUUUGAGCGAUACCUGCAGCCUUCCCUGAGAGACAGCUUGUCACCAAGGCAGCCAUUUUCCAUGGAGUCACCCAUGGCGAUGGAUGUAGAUCUGGAGAGUCCCAGAGGUCAAGCUGAGGACUCUGUGAAUGAGCAGGAUGCAGUCUUCACAUCACUGCCCACGGUGCCAACUCUGCUUUCCACUGAGUCACCUCAGACAGUGGAAUCUGCUCUUCUUCUGUUCACCCCUGACCUGAAGAACCAGAUACGGCAGUCUGUGUGUCCAUCUGACCUCAUGGUUUUUACCCCUCCCCAUUUGUAGCAAUGGGCAAUGACUUUUAAGUUUUGUUGUAAAUAGUAUUAUUAUAGCUUUAAAAAAAAAAAUACACAUCUGUAUAUUUUUGUCUUGCAGUAAUGCUCAUUAAAGUUGUUGCUUGAAGGUGA